Molecule: messenger RNA, 3490 nt
Organism: Drosophila busckii
Lineage: Eukaryota; Metazoa; Arthropoda; Insecta; Diptera; Drosophilidae
Gene: TTLL5
Product: tubulin polyglutamylase TTLL5
Exons: 2
Coding region: 194-3409 (1071 amino acids)
Biological process (GO): microtubule cytoskeleton organization; protein polyglutamylation
Cellular component (GO): cilium
Molecular function (GO): tubulin-glutamic acid ligase activity; tubulin binding; zinc ion binding
Source: RefSeq, a predicted model, not a curated record
AUCCCUGAAACCGGAUAACGGUUGCAAACUAGCCGGAUUAUAUGGUCGAUGCACAUUUCGCAAAAAACACCGCAACGAAAUGUCUGAAUUAUAAAAACCGAAAACAAAGCUUAGUGUCAAUAAUUUUAACUGAAUCAAAUCUCAGAAAUAUUUAGGAGAGGAGAAAUUUGCAGAAAUAUUAUUCAUAUUCAUAAUGUCUAACAAAGAUUUAAAAAAUGAGGCAGUUUUUAAUAAAAAAGAAUUUUUGGGUAUAUUAUCAACCAUAUCUAUGAUCGAAGUUUUGAAGCUUAAGUAUCGUGGUGGAAACAAACAGCAAUGGGAACAAAUGGUUACAAUGGAUGAUGUGUGGAAAAACAAAUUCGUAUGCAAUAUUUGUAAAGCUUGUCAAUAUGGAGAAAAGAAUUUAUUUAGCCAUCUUGCUGGUAAAAAGCAUGUUAAUCAAAUGGAUAAAGUGAAGCAAGUAUUUUUUCCAUCCAUUAACAAAGGACACACUGUUCCAACCCCGAAAAUGACUGAACCAGUCGGAGCUAAAGAUUCCUUGGUUAAUCCUAAGACAAGCGUUGUGAAACCCGUCAUAACUAAUAAUGAGCUACCAACCAUAACCAAAAUCACUAUUGUUGAAGAUAAGCGUCUUAAAAACAACUUAUUGAAGAUUAAAGAAGGGUGCAAAGUAAGUAGCGAAUGUAGCGCUUUAUCAGAACCAUUAUUGCCAACAACUUUGGAUAUUCAGCGGCUUAUUAUGUCAGAUAAGUAUGAUUCAAGUAAAAAAAUUACUUUUGAAAAUAUAACUCAUCACAAGAGAUGUAGCGAAAAAAUUCAAAGCGAAUCUAAUCUAAACCUUAGUUCCUCUGAAAACAAAACAGGAUCUAAUCUGAGUUAUAAAAAUAGGCAACAAUCAAAGAUGGCAAACUUAAAAACUCAACCAAACAUCGUUAGAAAUCCCCUUAAUAUCAAUAAUAUAAAAAUAGCUUGUGUUCCUCUAUCAAAAUUGUUGACCCAAACAGUUCCAGAGGAAAAGACACCAGAGAAGUCGAAGUUGUUCAGCACAAUGGUACCAGACCUUUCAAAAAAAAAGAUGCCAGAUCAAAAACAUGAUGAUGUCAUAGUUAUUGAAGAAGAAAAUCUCCUCGAAGACAUGUCUUUAAACUCAAAGGAAAUAAUCAGCCACAGUACUUCUAGAAGUGAAGAAUCUCAAAAAAUGUCCUUUGUAAGCCCAAAACAUUUUCCUAACAGUUUUCAUGUGUCAGGCGCGACCUUUGAAUCAAUUUCAAAUAAAAAUGAUAUUAUGGGUCUUUUAGGAGUUGAAUAUGUUAUCAAAAUUGUAAAAGGGAUUAAGGAUUCGUGUCCAAAAUUCUUAUGCAGCUUCUGUAAUAUUACGUCCGAUGAGAUAUCAAUGCAUAACCACUUGCUAAGCUAUAAUCACCGCCUUAACUAUUGUGAGAAGCAUUUUCCAACAGCUCUCCGCCAUUUUAAGCAGUAUAUAACUAAUGUACCAGAGCACCAAACUUAUAGAGUAAUGGCUCCAAUUUUGGAAAAACUGGCAAGAGCCAUUGAAAAGCACCACGGUCGUGAAACUGCCUAUCUGUGUUAUGAUUAUUCAUUCAAUAAACGUCGACAACAUAUAGUUUCAAAGGUUUUCCAGCGCAGACAUGCUUCUGAGAGACAUGGUCCUAAUUUCACGCAUGUUAUAGAUUUAAGCGAUAUAAAUUUAAUGAUUAAAACUGCAAGUCGAUCGACCCCUAACAUAGUAACAAGAAAUAAUGCUAUCUUCAACCCUACAUUUAAUACAUUUAACAACUGUAAUAAUAUGUAUAUUGAAAACGAAUUCUUGGCCAACUAUCCAGCUUAUUCACACGCUAUUACUGAGGAAAAUAUAGCUCUUGAUGAUGAGACACAUAAACGAUUGGUGGAUAAUUUUCUAAGAGUUACUAGAAAAAGUCAACCAAUUCGCUACAAACGGGAGUCUACAGCGGUGAGCCGCAACAGAUCGAUAUCAUUGUCUCCUGCGAGAAAGCGUAGGCGAUCAAGUACUUUAUUUAGUUCUCAAUGGGAUAUGGAACGUAGAUCUAUAUCGCCUUUACGAGAUGGAGACAUUUGGCAAGCAUAUCGGCAUAUGGUUGAUCAUAGGGUUCGAGAGUUAAACAACAUUUUUAACUUGUACAAAUCAGAUCCGGAAGAGCAUCCUCUCUAUAAAGAAAACUGGGAAAAGUUUUGGAAGCGUCGUAAGGAUGAACUGAUUACUGCAGGUAUAAAUCAUCGUACUUAUAAUUAUCAAAACGAAUGGAUUUUGUUUUUUAACAUACGCUUGGAAGAACUUUAUAAUCAAGAGGUUGAAAAUAUAAAACAAAAAUGUCGUGAAAAUUUGUGCCUGUCAAUGACUAACAAUAAUUUGGGUGAUCCGAAGUAUCACGUUAAAAUUUCUGAAAGUGAUUCAGAUGACAUAGAGCCAGCCGACGAGCAAGUGAAAAAUGUUGAAAUGCAGGAAAAAACAAAAAAAGAUUUCAAGAAAAUUAAGGUAAUUCACGUCCUGCGUCUUUUAACUGCCUUGGAGGACCACUUGGGAAGCUUAGGAGCAGGCGUCACAGAACUACUUUCCAAAGCAUUGCAAACAUAUAAGUUAGGUUCUGAUAAUGCUGAUUCCAUUCUUCUCAAUCCUCAAAGCUGUGCUAUUUUGGAAACAGCAAAGGAAAAAUUUACAGGCCUCAUACUUUCCAAGAUUUUGGAUGCUGCCCAAGAGCGUGCUGUUAAACAAGCUAUUAAUGAGACUAGACAGUUACUAAAAUAUGCUGAGCAGCUUAAUAAAGACAUCCAAGUAAAUGAUGAAUCCUUCGAAUCAAUGUGUAAAUAUGAUGCAAGUACCACUCAGAAAAAUGAAGCUUUUAUAGAAAAGACAGAGCUUGCAACCAAACUAGCUUCCUCUCUAAUCUCCCAGGGCAAAUCUAAAAUUAAUCAGGAUCAACUGCACCAAAUUGUACAAGUCUACUCGUUGUUUAAGCAAAAAAAGCGCUUAGAAACGCCAUCAGCCCGUAAAUCACUAAGCAACUUACCGCCAUAUCAAGCGUUCCAAAAUUUUAACAAAAGCGACCAAUGUCGCCAGAGCCCAUAUUUCCAAUAUGAUCUCUCUAAUAAUAAACGCAUGAGUUCCACAAUUACAAAUGGUAGUAGCAUGAAUACUAUCGUGAAUGACAUUUCUGCAAAUACAUCUCUAUCGCCUAUUGAUUCAAGUAAUCCUAGCCGUCAUGAUAAAGAAUACCUGCGAAACGGAUAUAAUUCUAGCAAGCAGUAUGGAUACCAGCCGCCGGCUUAUGGAGAAUCACCAAUGAAUAUAACCGGCCCUAACAACUAUAGGGACAUUGACUAUUCUGGAAUGAACACUAAUCGGACUGAUAGGAAUCCAACCUGGAUGUAAUACUACCGAAAUAAUUAUUGUAAAUUUAAUUCGCUAUAUAAUUAUAGUAUUGAAUUAAAUUUUAAUUGUACAGUACAUAAU